This is a messenger RNA of Carassius auratus (goldfish), 1009 nucleotides long. RefSeq names its product histone-lysine N-methyltransferase EZH2-like. Gene Ontology annotation, molecular function: chromatin binding; histone H3K27 methyltransferase activity. The record is from RefSeq and is a predicted model, not a curated record. Gene Ontology annotation, cellular component: nucleus; ESC/E(Z) complex. The transcript is spliced from 6 exons. Lineage: Eukaryota; Metazoa; Chordata; Actinopteri; Cypriniformes; Cyprinidae. Gene Ontology annotation, biological process: heterochromatin formation. Bases 327 to 761 code for a protein of 144 amino acids.
CUGGGCGCACUCGUAGCCUGUGGUCCAGCAGAGAGAGCUGGAGUAUGUUCAUAAUAAAGACGUCACCCUGUGCUCUGACCGUGCCAACCAAGUGCGCAGCUCUUAACUUAACAUGCUUACGGACGACCGAGGAGUCCUCACAUCCCCUCCGCUCGUCAACAAAAGCAUUCUGGCACCGACAUCUGCAGUGGGUCGGUAGCCAGAACACCGUUUUUCACUACAGGACGUUUUUGGGCACGCGGACUUCUUUGCUGCGCACUUGGAGCCGAGGCUGAUUCGCGAGGAUUUAAAGGAAGGAGCAGGGACUCUUAAGCCAGGUGAGGCUGAUGAUGGAGGAGGUGUCAGGUCCCCGGUCCUGCACUGCCAAGCCCCCCCACAGUCUGCUCGAAUGGAAGAAGAGAGUCAAGUCUGAGUACAUGAGGUUAAGACAGUUGAAACGCUUCCGCAAAGCUGAGGAGGUCAAGGCUCUGUUCCAGUCAAAUCGCCGCAAGAUUGAAGGAAGAACUGAGCUGCUGAAUGAGGAAUGGUCCAAGCUCCGAAUCCAGUCCAUUCCCCUGUCCACAACCAGUGGCUCUCUGCCCAGUAAAAAGUUGUGCAUGGUAGAGUCUGGCUUUCCAUCUUUUCCGAACCAGGCAGUUGCCAUGCGUCCCUUGACAACUGUUGCUGGGAUACCAUUCAUGUACUCCUGGUCCCCUUUGCAGCAGAACUUCAUGGUGGAAGAUGAGACAUUUCUGCAUAAUAUCCCAUUACAUGGGAGAUGAGGUGUUGGAACAGGAUGAAGCUUUCCUGGAAGAGCUGAUUGACAAUUAUGACGGGGUGCAUGGAGACAGAGAAGGAGGCUUCAUAAAUGAUGAGAUCUUUAAAGAGCUGGUGGAGGCACUGAGCCAAUACUCAGACCCAGAGGAAGAGGAGGAGGAAGAGCCCUCAGAGAGAACAGAGAAAGAGGAGGAGGAGGGGGAGGAGGAGGAGGAGAAGAAAGGGAUGCAGAAAACUACAGCUGAAGGACCAG